Molecule: messenger RNA, 768 nt
Organism: Cimex lectularius (bed bug)
Lineage: Eukaryota; Metazoa; Arthropoda; Insecta; Hemiptera; Cimicidae
Product: muscle-specific protein 20-like
Exons: 5
Coding region: 16-672 (218 amino acids)
Molecular function (GO): protein binding
Source: RefSeq, a predicted model, not a curated record
CUGAGGUUGAUUCAGAUGAGGCAGCAACAGCAUCAGCCAGCGACCAGCACGCGCCCAAAUGCACAACUACAUGCGCACCGGGCACCAGCAUCGCUGUUUAAAAUGCCAAUUCUUCAGUUCGGACUUCGGCCUGGUCACUUGCGAAUUGUUGCGGGAAAGAGAGACCCGGAGCAGGAACUUGAAGCGCAACAAUGGAUUGAAGCAAUUACUGGAGAGCGUUUUCCCCCAGGAGUGCCAUACGAACUAGCCUUACGAGAUGGAAUUAUUCUUUGCAAAUUAAUGAAUAAUUUGUUGCCUGGCUCUGUCCCAAAAAUCAAUUAUACUGGUGGGGAUUACAAAUUUAUGGACAACAUUAACCAAUUUCAGAAAGCUUGCAUAAGGUAUGGGGUCCCAGACGUAGACCUGUUUCAAACAGUCGAUCUUUUUGAACAGAAAAACAUUGCACAUGUAACCAUGACAAUCUUUGCUAUUGGAAGAACGGCAUAUAAGCAUCCUGAAUGGAAAGGCCCCUGGUUGGGCCCAAGGCCGUCAGAGGAGAACAAAAGAGAAUGGAGUGAGGAACAGCUCCGUGCGGGAGAGGGUGUAAUCGGUCUCCAGGCCGGACAAAAUAAGGGUGCCACUCAAGCCGGUCAAAACUUUGGUGCCACUCGCAAAAUCUUACUUGGAAAAUAGAUUUUAAAUGUUUACUUUUAUAAUUUGUUCUUUAACAUCCUCUUCACUUAUGACAAUUGUCCAAACAUGAAAUAAAAACAAAAGCAAAAUAUAUAU